Messenger RNA from Passer domesticus (house sparrow), 2178 nucleotides. Its product is annotated as endogenous retrovirus group K member 9 Gag polyprotein-like. Lineage: Eukaryota; Metazoa; Chordata; Aves; Passeriformes; Passeridae. Gene Ontology annotation, biological process: viral process. The transcript has a single exon. Bases 1 to 2178 code for a protein of 725 amino acids. The record is from RefSeq and is a predicted model, not a curated record. Gene Ontology annotation, molecular function: nucleic acid binding; zinc ion binding.
AUGGGAAAUAAUUUAUCUAAAGAGGAAGAAAGUGUUUUGGCUACAUGGAAAGUUUUGUUAAGAAAUAAGGGAAUCUUUACUUCAGACUAUGCCCUUCAAAGUUUAUUGCUGUGGGCUAAAUCACAGGGUUUUGGCACGGACCCUGGUACAGCAUUUAGUGUUAAGGCAUGGAAAAAAGUCGGGGACAGACUGUGGGAAGUUAUCCGAGCAGGAGAUAAAAGUGUUGUCGAUUUAGCUGUUACCUGGGGAUCGCUCUUUGAGGCGUUGAAACAAUGGAAAACAGAGCAGAAACAAGCAGAGCGGGAUGUGGACGAAGAAUCGGGGCUGAUAAUAGAAACUGACGGGGGGGAUGAGGCAGACGGGGCCUCUGAUGGGGAACUUGCUGAAACUGUCCUUGAAGAAGGUGCAGGUGCUGUGGAAGUUGCCAGGCAGGCUACCAAGGCUUCCGGGAAAGCUGCCAGAGUUUCUAGGCCGGCUGCCAAAGCUUCCGGGAAAGCUCCCAGAGCUUCUGGGCUGGAUGCCAAAGCUUCUGGGAAAGCUGCCAAAACUUCUGGGAAAGCUGCCAAAGCUUCUGGGAGAACUGCCAAAACUUCUGGGCAAACUGCCGUGGCAUCUCCUUAUCAGACUCCUAAACCUCUGUAUCUCACACCUGCGCAGCAGCUCGCGAUGGUGCCUGUAUACGAUACACCGCUACGCCAGCUAGUUGAACUGUCUUUAGCAGAGAGAGAAACCCAGCCAUCUGCCCCCCCGCUUCCCUCUGCUCUAGUCCAGCCAUCUGCCCCCCCGCUCCGCUUUCAACUGCAUGAACAAUCUGCAAGGUCGUAUCCUCCGUUACCUAGCAGUGACAGCGAAUCAAGUGACGAGUCACCCGCAGUAACACCUGAGUUGGGGCAAGGAACUGUUGUCAGUUUACCUUUUAAUAGCUCUAGCCCUAGUGCCCCAUGGACUUUGCCUCCAUGUCAAGUAACUGUGCUUCCUCGACAUCCUCAGGAGUUUUGGGAAUUUGUUAGAAAAAAAGCAGUUGAAGAAAAUAAUUGGGACAUAAUAGAAAGAUUAGGUCCUCCAAAAGUACCUCAGGAUAAGAGUGCUGAUGCAACUGUUGCCUGUACUAACCCUAUGGCUUUUCCAGUUUUUAAAUCAGCUCCUGGAGCAAGGCAGGAUGACAAUCAUCAUGUCUUUGCCUGGAGAGUUGUACAAGAUCUCCAGUCGAAGGUAGCUCAGUAUGGUAUUAAUUCCCCUGAGGUAAUGCAAUUAAUACGUGUAAUCAAUGCAGAUUUGCUUGCACCUUAUGAUAUCAUGCACCUUGCCACAAUUUUAUUCCAACCAGUGCAAUAUGGUGUUUUUCAAGAAUCUUGGAGGCGAGUGGCUGAGCGCACUGCUUUGACAAAUAUGCAGCUGCCUCAACACGACCCUCGUCAUGCUGUGGGUGUUGAUGCCCUAUUAGGCACUGGGCCUUUUGCUAAUCCAGAUUUACAGGCAAGGUGGGAUCCUUCAAUUUUGACGCAAGCUCAACAAAUUGGCAUGAAUGCUUUAAUUAAAACAAUGGAAAUGUCAGCUCCACAACAGAGGUAUGUUACUAUACAGCAAGGGAUGAGAGAACCAUUUAUGCAAUUUGUGGAAAGGCUUGCUGCAUCUAUUGAAAAACAGGUAGAUGAUGAAUCCUUGCGACAGAAAUUGUGUAUCCAAUUGGCAAAAGAAAAUGCAAACCCAGAUUGCAGAAAGAUUAUUGAUACUUUACCCGGGGAACCCACAUUGCCUGAAAUUGUUACUGCUUGCUCAAAAGUCAGUUCUGUGGAGCAUAAAAUGGCAGCUCUUGCUGCAGUUUUAAGACCUCCAUCAAAAUGCUAUAGAUGUGGGCAGCGAGGGCACGAAAGGGCACAGUGUACUACCCGGAAAACAACAACUAAUCCAAGUGCAAGCAGUGAUGUUAUGUGUAAUCGUUGUGCUAAAUUUGGGCACUAUGCUAAACAAUGCAGGAGUAAAUACCAUGCAAAUGGUCAGCUGUUGCCGGGAAACUGGAAGAAAAGCGCGAAGGGGCGCGUGGGAAUACAAAUACCCCAACAACCACAGCGGCCGGUACGGGCCUUCCCGGCACUGCAAAACUACCCAUUUGCGAGCAAUACUCAGGGGCAACAAGAGGGUCCGCAGGGAUUGAUAUACCCACCGCCGACACAGUAA